AAACAAACUCGCAGAGGUGGGGGAGAUUAAGAGCGCGUUCGGCAGCUUCAGGUAUCGGAUCGCUUAUCCUCGUCGUCUUCGUUGCAGAGAUCGUGAUCUGUUAUCGCGGGAGCCAACUCUCCCGGUCCCGAUCUGCAAGAGGAGCGAUGGAUCGGAAUCAGCCUACGGGAGAAAAUUAUGCAAAUCCAAAAACAUGUUUUUUUCACGUUCUAUUUAAGGCUGCAGCACUGGCAUUUUACAUUCUAUCGGCACUGUUUGUGAGCAGCUUUGUCAUCAUAUUUGUUAUUACAGUGCUUCUAUCUGCACUUGAUUUCUGGGUAGUUAAGAAUGUCAGUGGGCGAAUAUUGGUUGGACUUCGAUGGUGGAAUGAAAUAAAUGAGCAAGGCGAGAGUGUCUGGAGAUUCGAAAGUCUUGAUCAAGAGUCUUUAGCACGAAUGAAUAAGAAGGACUCGUGGCUUUUCUGGUGGACUUUGUACCUCACAGCGGUUGCUUGGAUCUUCCUUGGUAUUUUUUCACUGAUACGGUUCCAAGCUGAUUAUGUUCUUGCCAUUGGAGUAUGUUUGAGUUUAAGCCUUGCCAAUAUUAUAGGAUUUACUAAAUGCCGCAAAGAUGCUAAGAAACAACUUCAAGCAUUUGCAUCGCAAACAAUUGCUUCUCGUGUAUCCUCAACAAUACAAUCGGCAUUCAGUGUGGUUUAGGUUUGUCAGCAAAUGCCAAGAGCACGUCAGAUGGUGUUAAGGUUGAUAGGCUUUCCAGCUUGCUGGGUCUUUUGUACUCUGCAGCAUCUUUGUGCACUCUACAAUCUACAUUAAUCAGAUGUAACUGAAAUCAUUAGUGUAAGAAUCAGAUCCCACCAACCCUCUACGGUUCUUUUGUAUGAAAGAGUGAAGUUGUAGUCAUGCAAUAUGCACAGUUUGUAUGCUUGUAAUUUCUUGUACCGUUAUGACAGUUUCACAGAAAGAGUGAAAAUGAACAACAGAUAGUGGUUUGUUUCUC
Messenger RNA from Nymphaea colorata (pocket water lily), 996 nucleotides. RefSeq names its product Golgi apparatus membrane protein-like protein ECHIDNA. The transcript has 6 exons. Gene Ontology annotation, biological process: protein secretion; vesicle-mediated transport. The record is from RefSeq and is a predicted model, not a curated record. Gene Ontology annotation, cellular component: Golgi membrane. Lineage: Eukaryota; Viridiplantae; Streptophyta; Magnoliopsida; Nymphaeales; Nymphaeaceae. Bases 147 to 698 code for a protein of 183 amino acids.